AUGAUUUCUUUAUCCUCUUCCGCUACGUCUCUUCCUAGUUUAUGCUCCCGUGACCGUUCCGGCAGCGAUUCCACCGUCGCGGCAACAAGGAGUGUUAGGUUGUUUCAUAAGCAGAAGAAAGUUGUAAGCUGUUGCAUAGCUCCUCCUCCUCGGAACUUGAACAAGGAUGGAUUCUCGUCCACCAAAUUCACUAAUCUCUCCAAUUUGAGAGGUAAUCAUGAAGAAGUAGAGCCUGAGAGUGACUCAGAUGUUCUUAUAGAAUGCAGAGAUGUCUAUAAAUCGUUUGGGGAUAAGCAUAUCUUGAAAGGCGUUAGCUUUAAGAUUAGACAUGGCGAGGCAGUUGGAGUUAUCGGUCCUUCAGGGACUGGAAAGUCGACGAUUUUAAAGAUCAUUGCUGGUCUUCUUGCUCCAGACAAGGGAGAGGUGUAUAUACGCGGCAAAAAGCGAGUCGGUCUGAUUAGUGAUGAGGAAAUAUCUGGACUUCGUAUUGGCUUGGUAUUUCAGAGUGGAGCUCUCUUUGAUUCUUUGACUGUUCGUGAAAACGUUGGCUUCCUUUUAUAUGAAAGAUCAAAAAUGCCUGAGACUCGAAUAUCUGAGCUUGUUACAGAAACCUUGGCAGCUGUUGGUUUGAAGGGUGUUGAGAAUCGGCUACCUUCUGAGCUAUCUGGUGGGAUGAAGAAACGGGUUGCUUUAGCCCGUUCGAUAAUUUUCGAUACAACAAAAGAUGUCAUAGAGCCAGAGGUGCUCUUGUACGAUGAACCAACAGCAGGACUUGAUCCUAUAGCCUCAACUGUAGUUGAAGAUCUUAUCCGCUCUGUUCACAUGAGGGGCGAGGAUGCAGUUGGAAAACCCGGAAAUAUCUCUUCUUAUGUGGUUGUUACUCAUCAACAUAGCACCAUCCAAAGAGCUGUAGACAGGUUAUUGUUUCUGUAUGAGGGAAAGGUUGUUUGGCAAGGAAUGACCCACGAGUUUACCACAUCAACAAAUCCAAUAGUUCAACAGUUUGCAUCAGGCAGCCUCAAUGGACCAAUCAGAUACUAA
Molecule: messenger RNA, 1041 nt
Organism: Microthlaspi erraticum
Lineage: Eukaryota; Viridiplantae; Streptophyta; Magnoliopsida; Brassicales; Brassicaceae
Source: the annotation of a GenBank genome assembly